Molecule: messenger RNA, 216 nt
Organism: Paramecium sonneborni
Lineage: Eukaryota; Ciliophora; Oligohymenophorea; Peniculida; Parameciidae
Source: the annotation of a GenBank genome assembly
AUGGAUUCAAAAGUUUAAAAUGAUGUGAAAAUAGAUGGGAAUCUAUCAAUUUAUAAGGAAAGCCAAUUGAAAGUGCUUGCAAAUAAUUUCAAGUUUAUAUUAAUGUGGCAAAAUUGGAAGUUAUAUAUCCAAUUUGAACGGUUUGAUAAUAGAUUCAAAAAAUUAUUAGAAUGUAAACUAAAUCAAUUAUAUACAUUAGUGAGUUUACAAUUAUGA